UUAUUUUUUGUAGCGGUAGCCGGUUGGGAAUAUGAAACCUGAAAUGCAUAUGCUACAUAGAAAGAGUGAAACGUACGGAUGCGAGAACGGCAUAAGAGCUUUGAAUUUAAAAACCAAACAGAUGCCAUCUCCAGCCGUACACCGGCAGCAGAUGCCAUCUCCGUCAAUCUCAGCUAAGCCACGAUCGCCUUUCUAUUCAUCUUCAUCUUCUACUUAGGGCUUCUGAUUUUGAGAAAUUUUGCUCUUUGGUCGUAUUAAAUGCGACAAGCCAAAUUAUUCUGUAAAGUAAACCGCAUGCUUUAUGAAGACACAAUCUAUAAAUAAGAUGGAAGUUUCUCACAUAUUCUACAACUCAAACCCCAUGGCCAUGGAUUCUACUUCUGAAAUUGGUGCACUGAUAAUUGAGGCUGCUGCUACUGGAGACCUCCCAACACUUUGGAAGAUCAAAAAGAAGGUUGAUGAUGACCAACAGUUCCGGAGAAUAUGUGAUGAAUAUAGCGACUUCUCCACUGGCCGGAAUGUGUUGCAUCACGCGGCUGAAGUCGGACAUUUUGAUAUUUGCAGAUUCUUGAUUAAGAUCGUCAAAGUUUAUAUUAAUGCCUGGACUUACAAGAGGGAUACUCCUCUGAUAGAAGCUGCUAAAGGGGAACAUGUUAAACUUGUGGAGUAUCUCAUCAAGCAAGGUGCUUCAAUUAGUUCAGGGAAUUCAAAGGGAUACACUGCAUUGCAUUAUGCAGUUCUAAAAGAUAACAGGGAGCUUAUGAAAUUGUUGGUGAUAAAAGGUGCUCGUAUAGAUGCAGAUUCUAUGGAGGGAACACCUUUACAAAUUGCAUCAUCUCGUGGAAAUGUUGAGAUUGUGAAGUUUCUGUUGUCUCAUGACGCUAUGCCAAAUUUAGGUUAUUUAGUUUGGGAGUCCCCUCUUGUAUGUGCAAUCAAAUCUCACUCAUUUGAAUGCAUGGAUGCGCUGCUUAAGGUUCAUCGUAACCACGCUAGUUAUUUCAUUGGGUUUAGUCCUUUGUCAUAUGCAGCAAAAGAAGGCAACGCAAGAUUUCUUAAGUCUUUGCUUGAUGCUGGAGCAGAUCCAAAUUCACCUUUCACAGGUCAUGUGAAACCUAUUGAGGAUGCUGCUUUGGCACAUAAUCGUGAAUGUGUUGAGAUUUUGCUUCCAGUGACAGAACCAAUAGAACAUUAUCCAGAAUGGACUGUUGAUUGCAUAAUGGAGUACUGUGAUUCUGAACUAGCUAAAACAAAGAGAGAGGAUGUUAAGAGUCAGUGCUUGACCAAACUAAUUGAGGCAGCGGAAACUGCAAUGGACCAUAAGAAUUACCCUUAUGCAGUUGUACAUUUUACAGAGGCUAAAAUUCUUGAUCCAUCUAACCCAAAAUGGGCAUCAAAGCGGAGCGUGCUGCAUGCACACGCGGAUAGACGCCUUCUUGCUUUGUAUGAUGCUGAGGAAUGCGUUAGACUCGAGCCACGCUUCCCCGACCCUCACCACGGAGAAGGCACCGAUGCUGCAGCUCAGAUAUUCAAGUACUUCUUCAAUGCAGGCCUUGACUUCAUGGUGGAUUUUCACAACAAAAAAACCGCUGAUGCAUUUAGAAUUGCUUUCUUUGAUUACUUUGCUUGGUUGUAUAUGAUGUGCAGCCCGGAGGAGAUUUGUGAGUUUUAGCCAAGAGUCAUAACAUUGGACCAUAUUCUAUACGUUUAUUCAUGUAACAUUGCAAAUAUUGGUAGCGAUUGCAAAUAGCAAGAGUCACGUAAUUUGUGAAAGCAAAUAGUCAUAACAUUUUUUUCUCUCUACAUUCUUGCGAUAUAAGAUUUUCAUUUGUAA
Messenger RNA from Salvia miltiorrhiza (redroot sage), 1831 nucleotides. RefSeq lists its product as uncharacterized. The record is from RefSeq and is a predicted model, not a curated record. Gene Ontology annotation, molecular function: protein binding. The transcript is spliced from 12 exons. NCBI's taxonomy places the organism in Eukaryota, Viridiplantae, Streptophyta, Magnoliopsida, Lamiales, Lamiaceae. Bases 302 to 1669 code for a protein of 455 amino acids.